This is a messenger RNA of Plasmopara halstedii, 174 nucleotides long. RefSeq lists its product as uncharacterized. Lineage: Eukaryota; Oomycota; Peronosporomycetes; Peronosporales; Peronosporaceae. The transcript is spliced from 2 exons. The record is from RefSeq and is a predicted model, not a curated record. Bases 1 to 174 code for a protein of 57 amino acids.
AUGAAGACAGAAAUCACGAUAGUACAGACGAUUUCAAAGUGGAAGUCCGCUGAUCUCAAAAAAAUUCUGCGCGAGUCACAAGCGAAGCGGAGCCAUGAGUUUGUGGCGGCCGCUGGUGACAACAUCAUGGAGCACCCGCACACGUUUAGUACGCGUGACGUCUGUGAGCGAUGA